CACUGAGCCACGACCCCUUUCAGCAACGGUCCUUCCUCCUCCAAUAAUUUCUGGUUGCGCAGAACUCUCCCCAUACUCAGAGGCCGGCUAUUCCUCACAGCUCCCUCUCCUAGGCAAGAGAGGAGGAGGAAGACCCCCGCCCCGUAACUGAAUUUCGCAAGUAACGCGCUUCGCACUGCAAGGGAGGAAGUUUAAAAACUUGUACAGGAAGCCUUUUGCAAAGUGAAAGCCCUCCUUCCUCCCUGGACCGAGACGCGCCGCCCAGCAGGGAAACUCCGCGGCUGCUCAAGCGUUUCCGCAUCGCUCCAAAAUGGAAGCUGAAACUCGGGUCGAGAAGCGAUGAGAAACAAAACCAAAACCUAGACGAGGCGAGAGAUGGGAUUGGCUGGAUCCUCACCCUCGGCCCGGCGUUGCUGGGACUCCCUCGCCAACACCAGCGGGUAGGAGACGGAGGAGAGCUGCCAAGUGUCGGGGAGGCGGGUGAGGAGGGGUCAGGGGGUGGGUGUCCCGGGACCGACGGGGUCUCCUUGGAAAAAGGAGAAGCGGGGCAGGAUCCUUCUCCCUGUCACGAGUGGGAAGGAUCGGGCGCGGAAUCGCCCCUCUGCCCCAAAAUGAUUACAUUGUGUAAAAGGACGUGUAGCUAUGAAUUUAAAAAAGGGGUGUGUGUUUUGGAGGGGGCGCAUUAAAGAGGAACGGGUUGUUUUUUUUACGCUUAGGGCGCAACAGGCGCUUGGUCAACGGUGCGCAGAUUUUUAGGCUGGGUGGGAAUCGGUUGUAAACAGUGGGCGCUGUCAGAGGCAGAAGAGGGUUUUCCAGGAGCAAAGCUCGUUCCGUUGUUUGCAAGGCCCUUUCUGCGUGAAAAGGCAUGUCACGGGGGGUGUGAGCUUUUGUUUGCGUACAUCCGACUGUUUCCUGCCUCGGUGUUUUGUCUCAAAGCUUCUUUGAGAUAAACCAGCGGUGUUGUUUUGCCCGAUGGAUGAGCCGCAGGAUUUCACUUCGCUUUUAAGGCUUUGCUGUCCGUUUAAAUAUUCAAGCUCUUCUCUUUCCGCUGAAGGAUAGAUUUCAUGUUUAUUUUACAAAAUAAAAAUGGAGAUCCAUGUUUUUUCCCCAGGGAGAAUAAAUUGUGGCUUUAAGGUGCCACCAGGCUCUCUCUUAAAGUUUGCCUACAACAGGCUAACUAGCCUUUUGCUCCGGGUAGACAUUGAUCCUUCUGAUAUUGGUUGCAUUUAUGUCCUGUGGCGGUUCAGAUGUCGUUGCAAUCAACUGUCCCCAUCCCUGACCAUGGGUUAUACUUGUUGGGAUUGUUGGGAGGUAGAGUUGAGCAACAUUGGAGGGCCACAGGUUUUCCCCCUCCUUGACUUAAAUGUUGUUUCAUCUUUUAGCAAUGUUUCCUUAUACUGAGUCACUCUAUUUUUCCAUUUAGCUGACUCAGCGAUUCUCCCACUUGUUUUAGACAGGUGUGUCCAGCCCCACCUGGAGAAGCCGGGUAUUUAAACUGAGACCUUCUGCAAACAAAGCAAAUAGCUUCCAUUGAGCUAUAGCCCUUCAGUGUUUAUUUGCAAGAACAACAAUUUCCUAUAACCUCUGUCCCUCUUAUGUUUCCCCUGCUCCGCAUUAAGAAAACUUUAUUUAUUUGCUCCAUUUUUGGCUCUCAUGCUUCUCUAUUUUAUCCUCACAACAACCCUGUGAGGCAAGCUAAGCUAGGAGUGACUGGCCCAAGAUCACCCGGUUAGUUUCGUGGCUGACUGGAGAUUUGAACCCAGAGCUUCCUGUCCAAAACUCUAUACCGUACUGGCUCUACGGACGUGGGUGGCACUGUGGUCUAAACCACUGAGCCUCUUGGGCUUGCUGAUCAGAAGGUCGGUGGUUCGAAUCCCUGCGACGGAGUGAGCUUCCGUUGCUCUGUCCCAGCUCCUGCCAACCUAGCUGCUUGAAAGCAUACCAGUGCAAGUAGAUAAAUAGGUACCGCUGCGGCGGGAAGGUAAAUGGCGUUUCCAUGAGCUCUGGUUUCUGUCAUGGUGUUCCAUUGCACCAGAAGCAGUUUAGUCAUGCUGGCCACAUGGCCUGGAAAGCUGUCUUUGGACAAACGCAAGCUCCCUUGGCCUGAAAGCGAGAUGAGUGCCGCAACCCCAUAGUUGCCUCUGACUGGACUUAACCAUUCAGGAGUCCUUUAACUUUACCUUUACCGCACUGGCUCUACCAAUAACAAUUUUCUAAUCAAUUCUGUCCAAUCCCUGGCUUCUUUCUAGUGUAAUUAUCUGGCCUGCCCUCACUACAGCCCUGUAGGGUCAAUCAUUAAUUAGUGUUCCCUGUUUACACAACUCAGAAAUGUGAGAGCAGGUUUAUGCCUUAUUAAGAAAUUAGGUACAUUACUGCCAGUACAUGCCCCCCGCCCCGUUCUUUGUAACAGGACUAGAAACUUAAUUUAAAAAGAGGAAAAACCCAAAAAUUCAGGAAAGAAGCCCAGAAUCUAUUUGUGGGACAAAGUCCGAAUACUGUAUUGACUAACUUACUAUAUGCACAUCCUGCAUUAUUGAACUGGCUUAGGGCUUGCAGUUCAUUCCUUCCUUUUCCAACUGUGGCCUAUAUUCCUAAUACACAAAUGCUGAUCAGGGUGGCACAUUAGAACUAAAUACACCACUGGCUGCUUUCCCUAUAUUUUUUCAGCUUUCACUUUCAAAUAAAUAGUUUUUGGCCCUCUGGAUUGCGGAGAAGUAAGUAAAGAGGUAUAUAUAAGCUGAGACCUCCCAGUUACUCCAGCCAGCCAAUGUUGGGCCCAUAAGUCCAAAGGCACUGGAUUGGUUGACAAAGCCCUAGGUGCCUAUUUUUUUUUUUUAUAAACAUAAAGUUGAUUUCAUGUAUGCAUUUGUUAUUGACUUAAAAUGCUAGAUGCCCAAGAGGAAAAGCACUUGGGUCUCUCUCUUUCUGUGUGUAUUGUACAGUAAAGGUAAAGGUAAAGGGACGUCUGACCAUUAGGUCCAGUCACGGAUGACUCUGGGGUUGUGGUGCUCAUCUCGCUUUAUUGGCCGAGGGAGCUGGCGUACAGCUUCUGGGUCAUGUGGCCAGCAUGACUAAGCAGCUUCUGGCAAACCAGAGCAGCGCACGGAAACACCAUUUACCUUCCCGCCGGAGCGGUACCUAUUUAUCUACUUGCACUUUGAUGUCCUUUCUAACUGCAGGAGCAGGGACCGAGCAACGGGAGCUCCUUCGAACCGCCGACCUUCUGAUCAGCAAGUCCUAGGCUCUGUGGUUUAACCCACAGCGCCACCCGCGUCCCUUAUAUUGUACAGUAAAGGUACCCCUGCCUGUACGGGCCAGUCUUGACAGACUCUAGGGUUGUGCGCUCAUCUCACUCUAGAGGCCGGGAGCCAGCGCUGUCCGCAGACACUUCCGGGUCACGUGUUCAGCAUGACGAAGCUGCUCUGGCAAACAGCACCAGAGCAGCACAUGGAACGCUGUUUACCUUCCCGCUGGUAAGCGGUCCCUAUUUAUCUACUUGCACCUGGGGGUGCUUUCGAACUGCUAGGUUGGCAGGCGCUGGGACCUAGCAACGGGAGCGCACCACACCGCGGGGAUUUGAACCGCCGACCAUGCGAUCGGCAAGUCCUAGGCGCUGAAGUUUUACCCACAGCGCCACCCGCGUCCCUUAUAUUGUACAGUACUUAAUACUAUACACUAAUUUUGACCAUGUUUAUCUUCUGGUCACAAUAUUUCUGGCCGUGAACCUCUUGGUUUUGCUUCUACAAUAUGCAAAGCAGCCCUUGUACAUGUUGCUUCACCUUACGCUCUUCCCCAUGUUUUAAAAUAAAACCAAGCACCAGACCUCGCAAUCUCACAGCCCAGGGCCAUGUCAGCUCCACACUAGAAAUGUAUUAAAGGACUCCAGCAAAAAUGCAUGCUUCAGGUAGGUCAGAGGAUUUGGCAAGUCAUGCAUUGCCUAAUUCCUCUUGCAUUGCAUUUUUAAACAAUCCUAUUUCUGCUUGAUUUUUUACAUUUUUUAUGUAGUUAUUUUUUUCCAUAAUUCAUUCUGAAUUUGCUAACCUUGGAAUGGCGUGAAAAUGUUAUUCUGCAGCUUCUUGGGCUUUUGUGGGCCUGGCCUGGCUACUUCUUAACUAGGACCUUGAUUGCUUUAUAAAAAGAAAAGCAAGAAGAAUUGGAAAGAAAGGUCCUUAGAAGGCUAAGCAUUGCUUGGCAAGCAGUUCCACAUUCUGUGGAUUUUCUGUGUGCCGCUGAAUUGCAGCUUGUGUUUUCUCUCCUGUGAAUCUUGUGCUGAUGAGCCAGUGUGGUGUAGUAGUUAACAGCGAUAGACACGUAAUCUGGGGAACCAGGUUCGCGUCUGCACUCCUCCACAUGCAGCUGCUGGGUGACCUUGGGCCAGUCACACUUCUUUGAAGUCUCUCAGCCCCACUCACCUCACAGAGUGUUUGUUGUGGGGGAGGAAGGGAAAGGAGAAUGUUAGCCGCUUUGAGACUCCUUCGGGUAGUGAUAAAGCAGGAUAUCAAAUCCAAACUCUUUGUCUUCUCUUCUCCUUGUCUGUUGUCUUCCUUUGCCUGCAGAAGUUGCAUCGUCUCCCUUGCUGCAUUUCAAAUUCAGGUUUCGUCCAGAACCUUCCUCCCCCCAUUCAACCCGUGUUUUCGUUCCGCAGUUCGUUAUCCACAUAACGGCCUGCCUCAUCUCCGGAACGGAAACGUGGCCCCGCAGCCGGUGGUCGUGAUCUCCUGCCAUGACGAGCAGUGGAAGGACCCUGGACGAAUUUGCCGUCUCCGAGGAGGUGCGGGAGUUGGUGACCCAGCAGCGUCCCAGGAUCGAGCAGCUCUUUGGGGUGGAGCUGAAUGUCCUGGGGGUCCUGGGGUCGGCACAGAGCCCCAGCGAGGACCCCCAGGGAGAGAGGAAGAUCUGGCUGCAGCUGCAGGGAUGCAGAGAGAAUUUGCAGAGGGCAAAGGUGCGAAAGGGCAGGAGCGGGAGGGAGGGAGGGAGACGGUAAGGGUUUCUGUGGGUCUCCAUCGACUAGCCCAGGCGUCAGCAAACCUUUUCAGCAGGGGGCCGGUCCACUGUCCCUCAGAACUUGUGGGGGGCUGGACUAUAUUUUGAAAAAAAUAAUAACAACGAAUUCCUAUGCCCCAGGGACGCAGGUGGUGCUGUGGGUUAAACCACAGAGCCUAGGACUUGCCGAUCAGAAGGUCAGUGUUUUGAAUCCCCGCGAUGGGGUGAGCUCCCGUUGCUCGGUCCCUGCUCCUGCCAACCUAGCAGUUCGAAAGCACGUCAAAGUGCAAGUAGAUAAAUAGGUACCACUGCAGCGGGAAGGUAAACGGCGUUUCCGUGUGCUGCUCUGGUUUCGCCAGAAGCGGCUUAGUCAUACUGGCCACAUGACCCAGAAGCUGUACGCCGGCUCCCUCGGCCAAUAAAGCAAGAUGAGCACCACAACCCCAGAGAUGGUCAGAACUGGACCUAAUGGUCAGGGGUCCCUUUACCUUUAUCUAUGCCCCACAAAUAACCCAGAGAUGCAUUUUAAAUAAAAGCACACAUUCUAAUCAUGUAAAAACACACUGAUUCCUGGACCAUCUGCGGGCUGGAUUUAGAAGGCAAUUGGGCUGGAUCCAGCCCCUGGGCCUUAGUUUGCCUACCCAUGGACUAGCCUUUGGAAUCCAGGACAGAGACGCCACCCACUGGCCUCUUCUGCUGUUAAAGUAAGCACCUAGCACAUCUGGAAUAUACCAGCAUAGGAAGCAGCCUUGUGCUGAGUCAGCCCAUUGAUCCAGCUUACUCAAUAUUGCCUGCACUGUUGGGCAGCAGCUCUCCAGGUUUUGGGGUAGCCCUUUGUGGAGAUGCUGAGGAUUGAAUCUGGGACCAUCUGCUUGCAAAUGAGAUGCUCUCCCACUGAGCCUCAGCCCUUCCCAAAGCACGUGGCUAUGUAUCACCAUAUGAAGUAGCCUUUUACUGCCUUAGACCAUAGAUCUAUCCUGCCAAGUAACGUCUUUUCUGGCUGGCAGGGGCUUUCCAGGGUCUCACAUGGGGGUCUUCCUUUGCUGCCUGCCUUCCAAGAUCCUGGAGAUUGUGAGGAACAGGUCUGGGACCUUCUACAUGCAAAAGCAAAUGCUCUGAUGUUGAUCUAUGGCCCCUUGUAAAGAGCAGAAGUGAGCAUUAUGCCCUGCAUGGGAAUGCCACCAUGGCAAAACUCCCCUGCAAAGGUCAUAUCUUCCAGCACCAUUGUAUUCUUAUUAUGUACACAGGCCUUCAGCUGCUAAUGACAGGGAGUGGAGAAACUCACUAUGUCAUAAAACUACCUUUCAUGGUAUGUGUUCCCAAAGGUGGAGGGGUUGCUCAUCAUGGGGAUACCAACUGCAAUGUCACAUAUGCUCUAUUUUCCAGGAAUACAUCAAAGGUCUCUGUGCACCGGAGCUGAGUGAAGAGGUUUACUACCCCAAAGACAUGCAGUGCAUAUUUCUGGGAGCCCAGGGGUUGUUCCUAGACUGCCUCACCCAAGGGACAUCUGCCAACCUUACUUUCCUUCGCCCUGGCACUCUGUUAGUCUCCGGCUUGGCUGAAUCCUUCGUCAUGGCGCAGAGCCGGAUCCAGGACUUUGUGGAAAAGCACCAGAAGAACCUCAGGCUGCCCGAGGAACAGGAGACCCAAGUCAAACGGGCCUUCCUGGAGCUGGUGGAAACCUACAAUGACAAACACGCUAUGGACCUCUUGAUCCUUCCCACCUCGGUCAAGGAGGAGUUGCUCAGUUUGGUGAAGGAGAUUCAGGAAGAAGAUGGGGAGCACAGGCAAAGGAACGGAUGUUGGGCACCAAGCCUCGGGCAAGACCAUUUGGUGGGCUGGGAAACUAACAUGGGUGGUGGCGGCAGGCCUCAGUCUCCAAGUAAAAAUACCUUUGGCUUGCCCAUGGGACUCAGUAGAGUCCAAGAACAGAGUAGAACUGGAGACUCUACCAUUGAUUCGCCUGCAGGCUUUGCUAGGCCUGAAGCAUCUCCUCACAAGUCCCCACAAGAGGCUACACAACCGCAGUCCUCUGUCAGGCCUCGAGAUUUUAGGACUGACUUGCCUGUCACGGUUGGUAGGCCUCAAGAUCAUACUCUACCUCAGGUGUCAAGGGUUGACUUCUCCAGAGGCUUUGGUGAGCCUGAAUUCCCCAGUAGGCCUCAGCACGACCUGUCUUGCUUGAAUGGUCCUCAGGGUUGGCCUGAGGUAACAACCCCCACGAGGCCAGCACUUCCCAAGAGUUCCCCUAAACCUAUUCCAAAUGCACAGGCUCGGUUUCUUCCUGGUUACGGAGGCCAAGCUGAGUCUUUGCAGGAUCGUCACGAGGGGAAGAAUGUUCUUUGUGCAAGGGACUCGAGCCCUGCCAGCUUGCCUGAGGAAACCAGUGAAGAGGAGCCAUCGUCAGAUGUCCUGUUGUCAUCGUGGACGGAGAAGGAGUUCAAAAUGAGGCUGAACUUCUUUAAAACCAUGGGCUAUGAGGAACGGGUGGUCAAGAAGAUACUCUUGGAGGGAGGGGUAUGUGAGGCACCUUCAACUAUCCUGGACAGGGUCCAGAUGGCAGAGGCGUCCCAGAAAGAAGGGGUUGUCCUCCCUCAGACGGAGCCUGGGGGAAGAGAGCGCUCUCUCUCUCCACCAGAAAAGAACCAGGAUGAAAAUGAGUAUCUCCGGGAACUCAUCAAAGCAGCUGCAGCCAACUGUGGCCACUCGCCAAGCGAGAUCCCCACAGAGAUACAGACAGGAGCCCCAUUGGCAGGUCUGCUGAGGCGGCUCAAUGAGAAGGGGGAACACCAAGAGGAGGCUGAGGCUGCAAUGGGGGCCUCAGCAGCAAAGCUAGAACAUGGAGGACACCUUGGUGCCUGGAGGGCGGCCAUCUUGAAUCACAGGGAAUCUUCGCCUCAGAGGCCUCAGGAGAGAGGGGGGAACAGUGGGUCCCCUUUCCACGAGGGCGUCAGUUUGUCCCCAGUCAACCCAGAAGUUGCUGCUUUCUCUCCUUCCCCCAGUGGUCACCUGUUCUCGACAUCCGAUUCUGAGGGGAGCCAGUCGGCAGAAAGCAGCAGCUUAGGGCUCCCCCACCAAGGCUCUGUUCCUACAGUAACCGGAGCCCAGCGCUUUGAGGAAGCCCUCCAGACUGAGUUCAAGCUCAAGUUGGCCAACACGCCAGGGAAGAAGAACCUACGGAUGAUCAUCAUUGAUGGCAGCAAUGUGGCCAUGAUGUGAGUGGUGUGUUUGUAGGGAGCCUGGGAAUGAGCUUUUCCUAUUGGUAUGGCUGUGGUACAUGAGGUUGUUAUAAACCAGAGGUAGCUAUCUUGUGGACAUUUUUUCAAAUGUUAUUGGGUUCCAGUACCUAGCCAUCCAAGCCAGCCUGGCAAAUGGUCAAGGAUGAUGUGAGUUUUAGUCUAGCAACUUCUAGAGGGGAUGCUGGGUUGUGCAGCUCAAUCUUUUCUUUGUUGCUCCUCCCUUUUAAGCGCCUAAACAAACCAAGGAGGGAUAUAGCUUAGUGUUAUAUAUGAACCUGAUAUGGUGGUUUGUUUCCCUUUAAAACAAUGGUUUGUAUUGGUCUAUGGAUUGUGGUUUGUCGGGGAAAACAUACCAGGGUCCUAGGUUCAGACAGAAUGUUAAGUCAAGAGGUGGAGAACCUGUAGCCCUCCAGAUGUUGCUGGACAGAUGUUCCCCAUAAUCCAUAAUUGACCAUGGUGUUUGAGGUUGAUAAGAACUGGAGUCCAACAACAUCUGGAGGAUGCAGGAUCUCAUAUCUCUGGUUUAAUCCAAGGAGAUUGUCUUACCAUAAUGUGUGAAACGAAUGUGAAAAGAAAACGAAUAAUGGUGAAUUUGUUGGGGUGUCUUUUAAACCCCAUCUGCACAUAACUGCUUUAAACAGUUUCUCACAAAGAAUCCUGGGGACUAUAGUUUGAUAAGGAUAUUUAGAGUUGUUAGGAGUCCUUUGUUGCCCUCAUAGAGGCAUAAUCUCCCGCGUGGCUGUGGUAGAGUAUACCAUCCUGAAGGCCCCAAUAGCCCCUGUUGGUUGCUGUGGCUUUCCAGAUGUUAAGACUGCAGCUCCCAUCUUCUCUAACUAUUGGUCAUGCUGGCUGGGGCUGAUGUGAGCUGGGAGGCCCAACAGCAUCGGGAGAACAGGUUCUCCAUCUUGGAGAUAGAUAGAUAGAUAGAUAGAUAGAUAUAGAUUAGAUAUAGAUAUAGAUAUAGAUACACACAUACACAGUUAUAGUAAAAAAUGUACCUUCUAGGAAUUCUGCCUUGGCUGGCCAAGGAAAGACUCAUCUACAUUUGUAGCUCACCAGUUCUCUAAAACAGGGGUUCCCAAACUGGUCCAUGGACCACCGGUGGCCUGUGAGCUUCAUUCAGGUGGAUUUGUGUUUAAAGAUGGGAGAUGGCACAUCCAUCAUAUUAAAUAUUCAUAUUGACUUUUAAUUGUAAUUUUUAAUGCUACUUUUAUUUUGUAUAUAUUUAUAUGAGAAAUAAAAGUAAUAAAAAAUAGAACUGAAAAUUAUACUGCAUACAGCAGGCAGAGAAAUCACUGAGUGGUUCCCCAAGAUCUUCAGCAAUUUUCAAGUGAUCUGUAGGGGGAAAAACAUUUGGAAGGCACUGCUUUAAAACACGCAAUGCUGCUAACCCCAGGGUUAUCCACACUUUCUCUUCUCCCACUGCUCUCCCUUGAGAAAACAGCUCUUUAGUAUUCAUUCGGAGCAAACAGCAUCUUGGGUUUUCCCCAGAUUGCCAUUUGUUCUGAUCUAUCGCUAAAGAGCGGUUUUUCCCUUUGAAAGGAGCGGGGCAAGGGGGAAACUGCUUGGAUUUGCGCCUAGAAAGUGUGGGUCAAGCGGAAUACAGCUUGGACCCAUGCUUUUUACGAUCUGCUGUGUAUCUUGCUUCCUUUGCUGGGAUAGCCAGUGGAUUCACCUAAGUGAUUCUUCUUAUAGUCCUGCCAUUUUGAGUGUCAUCAUCUGUCCUCGUAGGCACGGUCUGAACCAGUUCUUCUCAUGCCGGGGCAUCGCUCUGGCCGUACAAUAUUUCUGGGACCGUGGGCACCGGGAGGUGACUGUCUUAGUACCUGCACAUCGGAUGGAAGAAGACUCCAAUGUGAGAGGUGAGAGAUGGCUGGCUCCCACCUAUUGGGUGAGAACUCAGACGAUAUUUUUGCGGGGGCAGUGCUGUUGCUUUUUAAAAGCCAUUAACUGAUUAUUUGGAUUGAUCUGUGUGUUAUUAAGAAAGAUAGGGCGAUCUGCUUUUAACUGAUGCAGAGAAAAGUGGCCGCAGGCCCCCCGAUGUCAGAGGGAGUGAGCCUCUGAAGACCAGUUGGUGAGAAUCCUAAGUGAGGAGAGUGCUGUUGCAUACGGCUUCCUAUGGGCAUCUGGUCGGCCACUGUGAGAAUAGGAUGCUAGAUUGGACGGACCUUGGUUCUGGUCAAAUAGGGCUCAAUGUGUAUGUUCUCAUGUUAUGCUCCAUUCUUAAAAGAGACAUUCCCUGCUAUUUCGAAGAUCAACUAGAACGCCUCUUCUAAGACAGUGCCAGAUGUAUCUAUUGUAGCUUUGAGUGUGAAUAAGUAUUUUCAUUAAAAAUAAUUAGGGAUGGGGGAAACCUAUGGCCUUCUAGAUGUUAUUGGGCUCUAGCUCCUAUCAGUUCUGACUAUUGACCACCCUGGACAGAGUUGUUGGUGGUUAGGGUCCAACAACAUUAGGAGGUCUAGAGAUUUCCCCAUAACUCAUGCCAGCAUGAGAGUUUUAAUCUAUCAACAUAGAAUCAUAAAAUUUGAAAGGGACCCCAAGGGUUGUCCAGUCCCACCCCCCAUAGCAGGCUAUGCAAGCAUCUGGAGGGCACUAGAUUAGGGAAGCCUCCCCACACUUGGGGGAAGAACAUCUGCCUUGCAUGAAGAAGACGACUCCGGCAUUCAAUCCUUGGCAUCUCGAGGUAGGACUGGGAGAGAACCCACUGAGGUUGAUGGACCCAAUGGUCUUGCUCAGUUUAAGACAACCUCCUGUGUUCCUCAUGAAAGGCCACCUACCUACUGAGGAGUAAGUCUUAACUGGAACCAAGGACACUUACUUCCAAACAAACAUGGAUGAGAUCAGGCUGCAACUGCCGCAGCCCCAAUAAGAAAUGAGGAGUCAUUGAAUGUGAUGUUGGUGUCUCAGCUUCAAUGCAAGUAUCAUUCCUCUUUGGUUUUUUUCCUCUCCCUUUUCCCCAACCACAGAGCAGCACUUUUUGAUUGAGUUACAGAACCUGAGCAUCCUCUCCGUCACGCCGUCACGCAAAAUAGAUGGGAAGGGCAUCGUGCCGUAUGACGACAGGUCAGUAGAGCUUUCUGAACUUACCAUAAAGGCAAUUCAGCGUUUCUCUGUAUCAGACAUGGUAGAGGUUCGCCUGUCGGCACUGAGUGGCUGUUCCCUGUGUGAGCGAUCUCCCUGAUCUCCCCCUGCUGUUGGUCUGCCUGCUGCGAGAUCAUGGAACGUUCAGCUAACAUUUUAAAUAUUGGUGGGGAAGGAGUGGAAUGCUGGAGCUCAGUACAGCUCUGCAGGAGAGACGAAAGGUCUGUUUGGUCUGAGAGUUUAGCCAAAGGUUGGACAGAAUUGAGGACCCACUUUCGUUUUUGGCUGGAACACCAAGGUCCACCCCAAAAAAUCAAAGGAAUGACAUUGGGGGCGGAGCCAGAUGCAAAGUGGUCCUGGGGUGAUGGUGGAGCCAAUUAUCUGCUGCGCCCCAUGAGCUCAUGCACUGUGAUGCAUGUAUACAUUCAGAUCUUCACCUGCGUUACUACAGAACAAUAAUUCCAACUGGCCGAUUUGUGUGGGGAAGAGAAUCCUUAACUUGGGCAUAGGCAAACUCGGCCCUCCAGAUGUUUUGGGACUACAACUCCCACCAUGCCUGACCACUGGUCCUGUUAGCUAGUGAUGAUGGGAGUUGUAGUCCCAAAACAUUUGGAGGGCUGAGUUUGCCUAUGCCUGCCUUGUUGUUGUUGUUUAGCUGUUUAGUUGUGUCCGACUCUUUGUGACCCCAUGGACCAGAGCACGCCAGGCACUCCUUUCUUCCACUGCCUCCCGCAGUUUGGUCAAACUCAUGCUGGUAGCUUCGAGAACACUGUCCAACCUGCCUGCCUUAACUGUUGUUAAAACAACUGGGUGUCAGAAACCUUCAACCAUCGAAUCUCUUUCCUGUCCAAACCUGUUUUAGUCAAUCAGAACGUUUCUGUGUGCUUGAUUAGUUGGUGGAAGGGUUUGAUCUCUUCUAAACCGAUCAGUCAAUAAAACAUUGCUGUUUCAGUUUUUCGCUUUCUUCAAGGCGGUGGUGGGGUUUUUGUGUGUGGCAGAAACUGAUGAAAAUAUCCUUUGUUUCUCUGGUCUUGUUUUUUUUUUUUUUUUGCUUCAACUUGGACCUUCCCUGGGAUUUCCCCCAGGUUGGGCUUUCCAGAUGUCAAGUCACCGGAUAUCGCUAUGCUUUGAUGAGGUCACAAGUACGAGAGUUUGGGGCAGAAGUAGGAAAUGACUCUGCCAGCAGAUGGGCCCGGGGUGGGGGUGGCAGGCAUGAUUUUUGAGUCAUGGUGUAACUGACAAGAUAUGAAAGGGUGGUUAUCACAGAAAGGAACUGAAGCACGUUGUGGCUACCAAGACACAGAGUGAAAUUCUGAAGUGAUGUCAGUCACACCACAGAGAGUGAUAUUCCAGAACCAAAUUCUCAAAUGUUUUCCGUUUCCUUGGUAUAUUUUUAUCCUUCUCCUUCCGUUAUUUCCUCACAACAAUCCUGUUAGGUAAGUCAGGCUGAGAAAGGGGGCUAGGGCCGGGGAAAGCUGUGACCCUUCAGCAUACUGCUGCACUCCAACUCCCAUCAGCCUUAGCCAGCAUGGCCGAAUGGAUGAUGGGAGUUAUAGUCCGGUAACAUUAGGAGGGAUUUGAACUGUGGUUUCCCCAGUUGAAAUCUAACACACUAGCUACUGUGCAAUCCUGGCCUGGAGUGGAGGAUGACAUCAUCGCAGUGGGUUUUCAUUGGGUUCCAGUUCCAGUUUUCAUUGGGUUCUGUGGCAAACCACUAAAAUUUAAAAAAAAAUUCUAUUUGACAGGUGUUUUCUUCCCUUCCUAUGCCCGCAGGUUCAUGCUCAAACUAGCGGAACAGACCAACGGCGUGAUCGUCACCAAUGACCAGUUCCGGGAUCUUGCGAAAGAGUCGAAGAAAUGGAUCCGAAUCAUUAAAGAAAGGUGCUGUGGGAAUUGGUGACAGAGUAGCCUUCUUCUUUUUCCUUUUGACUUUCUCGAUUGUGCCAGGCUUUCACCCUCAGUUGAGCAGGGCUGGGGAGAGUAGGAAAAGGAUGUGGAUAUAUAGCCCUCCUUCUCUGGAGAGCUUUGGUUGCUGUUUGAUCUGUGGCUUGGGAACUGGGUAGAUGGGGGAAGUUGAAGAAUUGUACUCUGGCCCCUGGGCUUAGUGGUGAGAGGCUCAUUCCCUGGCAUGUCCAGAAAUUGCUUUGGGGAAAAACAACAACAACCUGCCUGUUGUUGUGUAUUUUACUUACAUAUUGGUUUUUUAGUUGCAAGCUGCCAUUUUGGCACAGAAGUGACCUGUUAAUUAAUAAAUGAUAAAAACAACACCGAGGUAGAUGAACCAAUAGCCUAAACUUGUACACACCACACAUUUAAAGCACAUGACCAAAGAAUCCUGGGAAUUGUAGUUUACCUCCUCACACAGCUACUAUUCCCAACACCCUUAACAUUGUUCAAACAGCUGAACUGGCCUCCCAGAGCCACAGUUCCUGGAGUUCCCUAGGAAAGAGGGAUGAUGGUUCAAACUCUGGGAAUUAUAGCUGAGCACAUGUAAUGAACUACAGUUCCCAGGAUUGGGGGGGGGAACCACGACUAUUAAAAUGGUGUGUAAUAAUGUUUUAAAUGAACCGUGCAGAUGUGGCCUGAAUGCCACUUCUUUCUCUAGGCAAUAGGAAGUGCCCGUCAAACUGGUUUGGAUUAGGGCCCCCUUGCCUUAAUACGUCCCAUCCAUCUUUACGUUACUCUUCUUGACUCUGUUUCUUGGUGUACCAUCCAGCCUUCUGCAGUACAUCUUCGUGGGGAAUAUUUUCAUGGUUCCCGAUGACCCCUUGGGACGAGACGGGCCCACCAUAGCAGAAUUCCUGAAGAAAACCCCCAGGUAUGCACCCACACGUGGAACAAGUGAUCUAGCUGAGUGGAGUCGGGAUAGGCAUUUAACAUGUUAAAAAGUCUCCAUGGGCCAGAGCAAGCAGCUGUCCCUAGGAAAACACCCUUUGUUUGUGUCCCCCGCUUUCCAACCACAAAACAGAAGUAUAUAUAUUUCAGUGCAUGGUGACACUGCUCCAUCUUGUGGCCAGAGAAGUAUGUGGGUUGGAGCUACAACAAACCUGAGUGGAAAUUAUACUGCCACAUAUCCUUCCAAGUUCAGGUUGGCUUGCAAAAGGGUUCAAACGGCAGUUGAUAUUUUAUAAUAGUAGCAUUGAGAUUUAAGAUACGAAAGGGAAGAAAUGGGGAGUGGAAGGUAAACAUAGUCAGGUAUUGGAUAUUUUAUAUUGCUGCAUAAUGGCCAGGAGGCAGCUCUUGGGACAAAGUUAAACCAAAUGGCAGGCGGUCCCAGGGAGGUCGAUUCCAUGGGCCUUGCUUUCUUGCCUCUCUGCCUGAGGCAGUUAUGAGGAAUGGUCAGUUAUGGAGGCAGUUCGGGGAGGAGAGGAGCUAAACAGCAGUUGGGUCUCAGAAAAGCCAAGGUAGCGGACCUUGCUGCUUCUACUUUUUUUAACCUUGCCCUCUAAGGCAGCCUCAAAGAAUGGCCAAUGAUGGAGGCAGCUCUGGGAGGGGGUGGUCAAAAUGGCGGGUGGGACCUUGUGGCAGAGAACACCUCACUGUCUUGUCCUGCAAUAUGGGUUUCUCCCCUGAAGCCUUGAACCUUUUAGUUAAAAGGGUUGUCUCCACCAUCUAAACCCUUCCUUCCUAAGCCUCCUUCCUGAAACCUGCUUUAUGUCCCUUCACCAUCGCAGGACCAAGGCCCCAAACUGCCACUCCUUCGCUGGCCGGUCUGUGCCUGCGUCUGUCCCCGUGGGCCGUGCAUCGCAGACAGAGGUCCUUCAGCUUCGAGACAGGAAGCCACCCGGAGGGUUGCUUACGGAUCGAAGGAAGAGCCAUAAACAGAACUCGCCAGAGGAGCAGCUCCGGCCCAAGGACGAGACCGAGCGGCUGAGGAGAGACCUCCUGGAGAUCUUUGUGGACCAAGACAAGAAGGUUGAUUUUGUGCUCAUGCGAGAGCCCUGCUGCCAUGACCUCAACAAGCUUUCGGAGGCGAUACUCAGCCUCAAUUUCUGAGCCAGAAAACUUGUUGUCUCCCAAGGGGGCUGUGCAUUUAUCCAUGCAGCUGCAUCCAGAAUGGGCUCGCCCGUGCUGGUAUGACUGGUUUUUAGCGCCAGCUGUCUGUUCCUGAGGGAUACAGAAGAACCUUUUGCUAUCUAACACCGUGUGGUUAUUUUCCCUCAGAACUCUCUUAGUACGAAAAUCACAGAGCCAUUGAUGGUUCUCCUCAUUAGCCAGUAGCAAUAAUGAUCAGUUCAAAAAGCACCUAACAUUAAGGUAACUCAGGGUUUAAGAUACUACAUGCUGUGGGGUAGCCAACAGUUGUGCUUACUGGAUGUUGUUGGACUCAUCCCUGACCAUUAGUUGUGCUGGCUGGGGCUGAUGGGAAUUGGGAGUCCAACAACAUUUGGAGGGUACCACAUCGGCAAGUCUAUAUGGCCAGCCGAAGCUACACAGAGCAAUACGCCCCUGCCCUUCAACCUGCAUGGUUGGGCAAGUCUUCACUGUGAAUUUAAACUGAUUUAACUGUCAUGGCCUCCUCACACUACCACAGAAUUGUGGGAAAUGUUCCAUGAGGCAGAUUCCUGACAGGAUUCUCAAGCCUCCACACAAUAUUACACCGCCCAGGAGUCUGUGGGAUAAAAAAAUAACAUGGCAGUUAUAUUAAUUCCAGACCAACUUGAGAGAAGUUUUCAGAUGUCUUAGGGUUAGUCUAAGGACAGCUCCUUGGAAGGCCCUUGUACACCUUCCAAGUUAAGGAAGAAAUCAUAAUGCGACACGCAAGGGCACUUAUUCAUAAACUGGAACUGUUUUAGAUGAUGUCUUGGGCUGAACGAAAUGCCUUUUUACCUUUUAAAUAAUCUGUCCCAUAAACAUUGUUGAGCACACUUCCUGAAUUUUAAGACAGUAAAUAUUAUAUAUAUAUAUAUAUAUAUAACAUUCUGAGAUUUUAAUUUCUUAAAUUUAAACCCAACAUGUAGAUUAUAGUGUGCUCUUUCGGUUUGGGAUAACAAAUUAUUAUUUUCAAAUAUAUAUAUAUAUUUCCUUUAAAAAAAUGAAAAGAAAACUCUUCUCCGUUACUUAGAAAAUAGCAAAAUAUCCAAUUCCAUUCCCAAUCAAGGAAAAGAAGAAAUUUUGUUUUGUUUUCCUGGAAUGUAAAAAACAAACAAAACUGGACUGUUUUUAAAAGCUAAGAAAAUAAACCUGUUUUCUUGACC
Podarcis lilfordi (Lilford's wall lizard) is the source of this 16501-nucleotide messenger RNA. NCBI's taxonomy places the organism in Eukaryota, Metazoa, Chordata, Lepidosauria, Squamata, Lacertidae. The record is from the annotation of a GenBank genome assembly.